AUGGCCUUGAAGGUGGCAACCCGCCAAACUGCUACGGAGCUGUCGACCGAGUUGACAGGACACAUCGCAGAGGUGGCACUAUCUCUGCAUGGGAAUCACGUGUUGCAGCGCGUCAUAGAGGUUUUGCCAUCAUCCAAGACCAACUUCAUCGCAGAAGAGCUCAUGACAAGGGCAGCAGAGGUUGCUCGGAAUGUCUUCGGGUGCAGAAUAUUUUGCCGGCUGCUCGAGCAGUCGGCAAACCUCACUUCUACGCAGAGGCUCCUUGCGAAGGUGAUGCGAGACACCGAGGACCUGGUCCAAAAUCAGUUUGGCAGGUAUGUGGCCCAAGCCAUCCUAGAGCAUGGUACCGAUGAUCAGAGGAAGUCACUUGCUGGAGCCCUUGGUCCCCGUAUUGUGGAUCUAGCGCAGCAUCGCAAUGCGAGUCAUGUCAUUGAGAAGGCCCUGACCUACUGCUCAGGGGAUGACAGGCGCGCUUUGGCGGUUCAGCUGCUGCAACAGGACCCCCGUCAUCAAGACACCGGGGUUGAGACCUUGGCGCGUACGCAGUAUGGUGGUUUCGUGGUCAAGGCAUUGCUCAACCUGGGCGGAGACAUUGAAGCUGAGGCUCGCCGACAGCUGUUACACCUCAGCGGCCGUUUCUCUGAGCUCAAGGGUGCGUCCAAGGAGACGAGGUUUGCUGAGCGACUUAUGAAGGAGCUGCUGCAACCUGUGUCGGCAGAUGUAAAGGGAGCAGCUUCGCGCAGGAGUUGGGCUACUUGCCCGAAGAGGACGACAGCACGUUCGCUGGAAAGGAUGGUCAAUCCGCCCGAGCGGGCCGUGUCCAGAGAAAGCCGCCGAGGCCUGCUUUUUCAGGCAAAACGGACUUCCAUGGAUUUUGAGAAAACUUCUCCAGGCGCGGCCUAG
This is a messenger RNA of Symbiodinium pilosum, 903 nucleotides long. NCBI's taxonomy places the organism in Eukaryota, Dinophyceae, Suessiales, Symbiodiniaceae. The record is from the annotation of a GenBank genome assembly.